CGCAAAGCAAACUUCACGCGCGUUGGGGCAGCGGGCGCUCAACACUCAACACACCUACCACCUGUUUUGUGCGCUGCCUUUGAAUCUAUAGCUGUGCACUCGAGUACUAUGCCCACCACCGCCUACCUCACCGCAUCGCAUCCAACAUCUACUAUAAGCACCCAAACCUGGCUACUACUGCCCAGUUAGCCCCGCGUAACACAACAGCACGCAUGUCAACCGGCAGCGCGGGCUACAUUCCUGGGCCGCGCUGUUGCUGUGGUAGCAGCGACUGUGCCUUCCUCGCCCAUAACGGCCGUCUGCUUGAGGGUCUCGAACGAGAUGUCUCCAAGGCUGCACAGCUCGGUCAAGCCCUGCUCGUCCGCCAUGAAGCCUACGUCGCCGACUCGGAGCGCGAGCGCCGGCAGAUGAUGGCCAACAUCGAGCGCCUGGAGAGCGAGAAACUGGAGCUCGAGGCCAAGAAUGCGCAGACGAUCAAAGAGAAUCGCAAUCUCCUGGACCAGCUCGAGCAGCUGAACGAGUCAAUAUGCGGCUCGGACGCCCAGAUCCAGGCCUUACAGGACACGCUGCGCUCGACCGAGGAGGAACUGCAACGGUUGGCUUCUCUAGCAGCACGCACACAACUGCUGGAGGCCCAACUAUUCGAUCUGGAGCGAGAGCAGUCGCGACUACAGCACAAUUUCGACACCAAGACAAUUGAGGAGCGCACGGCCAUACAACGCUGGCAAAAGGCCGAACGAACGCUUGGCGACCUGCAGGACCAAAUCGACCGCAUCGAACGGGAGGCUCGCGACGAAAGGGAACGUCAUGUCGAGGUUGUUACACGUAUGGAGAGGAGGAUGGCAGUCGAGGGCGAGCUGAGCUCAGCGGCAGCACGUCUCAAAGCAAAAGCUGGCCAGGAGAAGGGUGGCAGUACUGUCGUCUCUCACUUCGUCAAGGACAUACUACUGGAUAACGCAAACCUGCAACAUGGCAUUCUGGAACUACGCGAAAUGCUAGUCAAUUCUAACGAAGAAGUUGAACGAUUACGGGAUCAGCUGAGGAUACACCAGCCUAUCUCGACGUCACCAGUUCAAGAAGUUCCUGGAUCGACACUUGACAAGGAGGUUGACCUGGAGAAUGAGAUUGUCGAGCCAGUUGGAGGCCAGGAGCUGCACAUACACCACCACUACCAUGGAUCGAAGUCGAGCAAGAAUCUACCCAAGGUCACAGCGCAAAGACGACACAGCAAGAAGAAGCGCUUCAGCCUCACAUCUGGCCACUUCGACCCUGCACCAUCUCUCAAACGAAACUCAACCGCCACCAUUCUGUCCCAGACUUCUGUGACUGUGCCCAACUCCCACCGCUGGUCACAGGCAACAACACUUGGUCCUGGUUCUCUACCAAGCUCACCGGUCUCUGAUUCGCAUCGUGGCUCUAUGUACGACCGUGUGUUCAGUGACGCAGCCUACGACUCCUCCAGACCUACCAGUCCUCCUGACUCGAUUGACAUACGCUCUCCCAUGUUUGGACCUGCGAAGUCCAAUGACUUCUCUUUCGACCCAGAUGCUGAGCCUCGUCAUCACCGAAGGAGCAGAUCUCGAAGUCUGAAGCCACCUGCGAUGCUGUCCACAUUUCGCAGCGCUAGUAGCCCAAUCGCCAUGACCACUAAAAGUGCUGCUCAUGCUGUGAUUUCUGCCGCCAGCAGCCCAGCCAACUCAUAUAUCAACGACACCUUCGCCCUUUCUACGAGUCCCUCGAUGCACCUUGAACCUCAGGCCGCGAUACCCGAAGAGAACGAGGACUCUUCUAUCUUCUCAUCUGAAAACGCCCUGGUCACUUCACCAGACGAACCUGAAACUGACAAUGACCUACAAUCACCUAUCGCGCGUACACGACCUGCGCUACGUCGUCACGCAUCUCACGAAUCGCUCAUUUCAAUUUCUGGUAUGGACAUACAUACAUUACAGUCUCGGCCUGCACAACUCCUAAUGUCGAAUCGAUCACGCUUCUCAACACCUAAAGGCGCCGGCUCAGUCGAUCCUGAACUCACUCCCUGGACAGCCACCGCGCACGGCAGCCUUUCGCAAGGUAGGGCAGACAGCAACGACAGUCGCUCCUUCCUGUAUUCUACAAUCGCAAAUCAGAAGCGGGGCUCAAGGACGAGCGAUGCGCCGCCUGCAGGCAAGAGCUCCGGUGGCUGGUUUUUUGGCAAGUGGGGGGCAACUCCAACAUCGACCUUGACAACACCUGCCGCAUCACCGUCUCUACGACCUACCUCCUCUGAGUCGCGCCAGACACAAUCCUCGACAGACACCGCGAAAGCAACCACGCUCGAAGCCACAGCUGCCAAGAGACCUGCGAAGCCAAAGCUGAGGCCAAGUGGUGUCAACCAAAACGGUCCUAUCUGGGGCUUCUUCGACAGCAUACCCGAGACACCGACCAAAGUGGUCGUUGUGGACUAUGAUGCUGAGGCUUUGGGUGAGGCGCUGAAUGACCGUAGCCCACCUCGCGCAGUGGCUGAAGUCUAGGCAAGGUCGGCGAGCCUGUGCAUGACCUUCGUUUCUCUUUCCUUGUAAUUAUCAGCGAUUACUACAUCCUACUAUCUUUUAAUCAUUUCCUAUUGUUACUGCAUAGAGCGUCAUAUCAUUUUUGGAUAGAAGAAUGAGUGUAUGGCAGCAGAAAGGGUCCUGUGACGUGAGAGGACGUUGAAUAUACCCCCAAGACCGUACGGUAAUCUCAUAUGUAUUGAGAGAGCAGGAUAGCAGUAUCAUAAUGACAAGUAUAUAUCUCAU
Didymella exigua CBS 183.55 is the source of this 2774-nucleotide messenger RNA. RefSeq lists its product as uncharacterized. The transcript is spliced from 2 exons. The record is from RefSeq and is a predicted model, not a curated record. The coding region runs from base 213 to 2510 and encodes 765 amino acids. NCBI's taxonomy places the organism in Eukaryota, Fungi, Ascomycota, Dothideomycetes, Pleosporales, Didymellaceae.